GGUCCGAAGAGUUUUGAGAGCAGCUGCUGUGGGCUUCAAGGACGCUCGUAAAACAAACACUGGCAAACACUUGCGCCGCUUUGCCCGUCUCGCGUGUGCGCGUGCACGCGUGCCGCGCCGCGCCGUGCCGUCCUCGCUAGCUCGCUCGCUCGCUCGCUGGCUGGCUGUUGUGUUCGGCUCACAGCUAGCAAUGGCGCAGCGGGCUGCCCAGCUCCUCUCUCCGCGUCUACUACUCACCGCGGCGUGCCUGUUGCUCGCUAGCGGACCCCAGUCGGUCGUCUCUUGCCCGAGUCGGUGUUUAUGUUUCCGAAGCACUGUGCGAUGCAUGCACCUCAAUCUGGAAACGGUACCGGCUGUCUCUCCCCAGACCACCAUUCUGGACCUAAGAUUCAACAAGAUCAAGGAUUUACAAACGGGAUCAUUUAGCCGAUUAAAGAACCUCAACACACUCCUCCUCAACAACAAUCAUAUACGAAGAAUCCCCAGGGGAGCAUUUGAAGAUCUUGAAAACCUCAAAUAUCUCUAUUUGUACAAGAAUGAAAUCCAAUCAAUUGACAGACAAGCAUUUAAGGGGCUUGUCUCUCUUGAGCAACUGUACCUUCACUUCAACAACAUCGACUCAUUGGAACCAGAAUCAUUCAGUCACCUACCAAAGCUUGAACGACUGUUUUUGCACAACAACAGAAUCACCCAACUGGUGCCGGGAACCUUCUCUAAUCUGCAGGCCAUGAAACGACUGCGACUGGAUUCGAAUUCUUUGAACUGUGACUGUGAGUUGCUGUGGCUGGCGGACCUUCUGAAACAGUACGCAGAGUCGGGAAACGCCCAAGCUGCUGCCACGUGCGACUACCCGAGCCGCCUGCAGGGAAGAUCGGUGGCUACGCUAACAGCCGAGGAGCUCAGCUGCGAGAUACCCAGGAUCACCUCAGAGCCCCAGGAUGUAGACGUUACAUCAGGGAACACAGUCUACUUCACCUGCAGGGCUGAGGGAAACCCUAAACCACAGAUCAUCUGGCUUCGCAACAACAAUGCUCUUAACAUGCGGGAUGACAGUCGUCUGAACCUGCUGGAGGAUGGCACGCUGAUGAUUCAGAACACGAGAGAGACCGACCAGGGAGUCUACCAGUGCAUGGCCAAAAAUGUGGCCGGAGAGGUUAAGACCUCAGAGGUCACACUGCGAUACUUCGGAGCCCCUUCGCGGCCAAGUUUCGUAAUCCAGCCCCAAAACACGGAGGUACUGGUGGGCGAGAGUGUGACUUUGGAGUGCAGCGCCACAGGUCAGCCACAACCUCGAAUCUCUUGGACGAAGGGAGACCGGACGCCACUGCCCAACGAUUCUCGCAUCAACAUCACUCCCUCUGGAGGGCUUUAUAUUCAGAACGUGGUCCAGGCUGAUGGGGGACAAUAUACCUGUUUUGCCUCCAAUAAUGUUGAUACAAUUCACGCCACGGCUUAUAUCAUUGUCCAAGCAAUCCCCCACUUCACAGUCACACCACAGGAUGAGUCCGUCCUUGACGGCCACACUGUGGACUUCCCGUGCGAGGCGACAGGUUACCCCCAGCCAGUUAUCGCCUGGACUCGCGGGGGCAGCCCGUUACCUCUGGACCGCCGACACUCAGUCCUGUCUUCCGGCACGCUUCGAAUCACCCGGGUGGCGGCCCACGACGAGGGGCAGUAUGAGUGCCAGGCCGUCAACCCAGUAGGGACCGUUCGCACCGCAGUGCAGCUCAGCAUCCAGCAGAGAGUAACGCCUGUUUUCACAAAUGCUCCAAGGGACGUGACGGUGGAGUCUGGCCAGGACGUCCAGAUUCCCUGCAGCGCUCAGGGCCAGCCACACCCUGUCCUUACCUGGAACAAGGAUGGUGUGCAGGUGACAGAGAGUGGUAAAUUCCACAUCAGCCCUGAUGGCUAUUUAGAGGUAAUGGAUGUGGGCACCGCUGAUGCUGGCCGCUACGAGUGUGUAGCCCGCAAUCCCAUCGGCUAUGAGGUCGCUAGCAUGGUGCUAACUGUCACGGUUCCAGCAGUGAGCAGAGAGGGCGACACAUUCGUGAGCACGUCCAUAGAGCAGGCAAUCCGUAAUGUGGACAGCGCUAUCGAAUCUACAAGGAGACGUCUGUUUGAUGGUCAGCCUCGCACCCCUGGAGAGCUUCUUGCACUUUUUCGUUAUCCACGUGACCCUUACACAGUGGAGCAGGCUCGUGCUGGCGAGAUCUUUGAGCAGACUCUGCUUCUCAUCCAGAACCAUGUCAACCAGGGUCUCAUGGUCGACACCAACGGCACUGAGUUUCGCUACAACGACCUGGUGUCCCCACACUUCCUGGAAGUGAUCGCCAACUUGUCCGGCUGCACAGCCCACCGCCGCAUCAACAACUGUUCUGACAUUUGCUUCCACCAGAAGUACCGCACUCAUGAUGGCACUUGCAACAACCUGCAGCACGCUAUGUGGGGCGCCUCACUUACCCCAUUCGAACGACUCCUGAAAUCGGUCUACGAUAAUGGCUUCAAUCUGCCAAGGGGAGCCACUGAGCAGGCACACAACAGCUACAGGCUGCCUCUGCCGAGGUUGGUGUCCACCUUUAUGAUUGGAACCGAGUCCAUCACUCCGGAUGAUCACUACACUCAUAUGCUGAUGCAGUGGGGUCAGUUUCUCGAUCAUGACUUGGACUCGACCGUAGCGGCCCUCAGCCAGUCACGGUUCUCUGACGGACAGCUGUGCACUCAGGUCUGCACCAAUGACCCGCCAUGCUUCCCCAUCCAGUUCCCUCCCAACGAUCCACGGCAACUGAGAAGCGGUGCCCGCUGCAUGUUCUUUGUGCGUUCCAGCCCCGUGUGUGGCAGUGGGAUGACCUCGCUACUCAUGAACAGUGUGUACCCGAGAGAGCAAAUUAACCAGCUCACUGCUUACAUCGAUGCCUCAAACGUCUAUGGCAGUUCACGCCAUGAAUCUGAGGAGAUCCGCGAUUUGGCCAGCCAACGGGGUUUGCUCCGGCAGGGAAUUAUCCAGCGUACAGGGAAGCCACUGCUGCCCUUCGCCACAGGACCGCCCACUGAGUGUAUGAGGGAUGAGAAUGAGAGUCCGAUUCCCUGCUUCUUGGCUGGAGACCACCGUGCCAACGAACAGCUGGGACUGACUGCCAUGCACACAGCGUGGUUCAGGGAACACAACCGGGUAGCCACAGAGUUACUCAGGCUGAACCCCCACUGGGAUGGGGACACCAUCUACCAUGAGGCCAGGAAGAUAGUGGGAGCCCAGAUGCAACACAUCACAUACAGUCACUGGUUGCCAAAGAUUCUAGGCGAGGCAGGCAUGAAGAUGAUGGGGCCGUACACAGGUUAUGACCCCAAUAUUAAUGCGGGCAUCCUCAAUGCUUUCGCCACUGCAGCAUUCCGCUUCGGGCACACCCUCAUUAACCCGAUACUCUACAGGUUAGAUGAGGACUUCCAGCCCAUCACCCAGGGUCACAUCUCCCUGCAUCGGGCCUUCUUCUCGCCCUUUCGCAUCGUGAACGAGGGUGGCAUUGACCCACUGCUCCGCGGGCUCUUUGGCGUCGCGGGUAAAAUGCGGGUCUCCUCGCAGCUACUCAAUACAGAGCUGACUGAGAGGUUGUUUUCUAUGGUCCACGCUGUGGCCUUGGACCUGGCAGCCAUGAACAUACAGCGAGGAAGAGAUCACGGCAUACCGCCAUAUAAUGAUUACAGGACUUAUUGUAACCUGACAUCUGCUCAGACCUUCGAGGAUUUGCGGAACGAGAUUAAGAAUCCCAAUGUCCGAGAGAAGCUACAGAGGCUUUAUGGCACUCCUCUGAGCAUCGACUUGUUCCCUGCCCUGAUGGCUGAAGACCUGGUUCCUGGCAGUAGGCUAGGGCCCACCCUUAUGUGUCUGCUGGCUUCCCAGUUCAAACGCCUGCGGGAUGGAGACAGGUUCUGGUAUGAAAACCCCGGGGUCUUCACGCCUGCCCAGCUGACUCAGCUGAAGCAGGCCUCUCUAGCUCGGGUUCUGUGCGACAACGGAGAUAACAUCACACGUGUGCAGCGUGAUGUCUUCAGGGUGGCAGAGGUGCCGCAUGGCUACAGCAACUGCGACAACAUCCCACAGAUCGACCUGCGCAUGUGGCAAGACUGCUGUGAAGACUGCAGGACCAAAGGUCAGUUCAGUGCGCUGUCCUACCACUUUAGAGGGCGCAGGUCAGCUGAUCACAGUUACCAAGACAGCAGACCUGCCGACAGCAUCAAGGAAACCAGUCCCGUGGAUGAAGCCAGAAAAAGCUUUGUGAAUGUUACUCUGACCUCCCGAAAAAGCACUGAUCCCCCAGUUAGCGAAUUCCAGGACUUUGUCUCAGACAUGCAGAAGACAAUCACAAGUUUACGCAAACAGAUUCAACGACUGGAAGCCCAUCUGAGCAAGACUGACUGCACUGACAGUAACGGGCGUGAACGGACAAAUGGAAAGCAGUGGAAACAGGACCCGUGCACUCGGUGUGAAUGCAAAGACGCCAGAGUCACCUGCUUUGUGGAGUCGUGUCCGCCAGCCCAGUGCAAACAGCCUGUCAAGCUAAAAGGCGCCUGCUGCCCCGUGUGCCCGCAUGUAGCCAAGUUGCAGAAAGCAGACGGCAGCCAUGAAUAAUCCUCAGGACCUCCCGCCAAUCACACCCUCUUGUCUGAAACGCUCAGACUUCCGCCGCGAGGAGGAGACUCUUGAAGGCGUCUGUGGCCACCAGCUGCCUUGAUACAUAAACCCUUUUGUUCUUUUGUAUUCCGUUUUUUUUUUUUUUUCCAUCAGGGGAGAGGGUCAUGUUUUGUUAUUUUUGGAUGGUUGCCUCCUCUGGGACUAAACGGAUUCAUCUCUGCUCCCUGAGGCCUCCCCGGUGCAACAAUUUGGUCUCUGUGUUUGGCGUCAAAUCACAGGGCCAGUUGCCAUCAGCCUGCAGGAAAGGGAAGUAGAUUGAGAGGAGCCCGGCCAGUGUUUUCUCAGGUUAGAGAUGCUGAAAACUGGUGCUAUUUUACCCCUUAUGAAUGAAUUAAUCACUAAAUACCUUCAAAGUAUUGUCAUUUGUAUGCAAAUCAACCUAUAUCCACUUGAUAUCUGCCUUUUUUUAUGCUGAAUCACAAUUGUUCAUUUUAUGCAAGGUAAGAGGUUUUAUAAAUAGUUAGAUCGUCUUUUAACCUAAGGUGCUUUCAUGUCAUGUUAUAACGUUGUUGUUGUUGUUUUUUUUUAAUUCAAAUGAACAUAAUGUGAAGCCCUAUGGAAAUUUUGAUGCAAAAAAGAGAGAGAGAGAUGUCUACUGAUUUCUGUGACAGCCUUUUCCGAUGACUGUCAUGCUGUGAGAUCAUCAUGUUGUCCUCAGUCUGGAAAGCCGAACGUUAGUGAGUAACAUCUAGAAUGUAUCUGUAUGAAACCUUGUUCCAAGUGAGGUUUCAUUUCAUUUGCGGUGCCGUUCUAUCUGCCACGACAGAAUUUGUGGUCAUGUAGUACACACACUCCACCCAAUUGAAGGACUGCAAUAAUUACUGUUGACUUGUUUUCUGCCUGCCAUGGACCUGCAGCACUGGAUUGCAUACAUUCUGUUCUCAGACAUCUGCAUUCGUCAUUUUUUUGACAUUGACAAAAAUUGACAUGAAAUAUUUGAUCUUUGAGGGUCCCCUCUUUAGUACUGACACAUUUCGAAAGAUUUGCCGUGCUCGUUUCAUUCCCAAACUUGGUUGAGGGUGGUGUCACGUCAUUUACGUCUGCACGCUGCAGAGCGCAGGUUCCUUUGACCCUCUGACCCUCAUUCCACUGUAAUGGAAGCCAUAUGAGAGGUGGGAAGGCUACGGAACGUUUGGACACGGACAAUCGAAGCACAUUUCCUGCAUAGUGUUUUCACAUGCAAGUAGACUGAGUCCGCUGCUCAUACACAUCAUGUGCAUAGACAAGUGCCGUUCAAUGCACUGGCUCACUGAUGUUUUUGGUCUUCCUGUAUUGUGUUGGAGCAGCCGCAGCGUUCCCCUCCAUUGUUUCCUUUCCGCGGUAACGUCCCGAGCGAGCAUCUGUCACUAAAGCGAAACAAUACUGUCUGGAAUGUUCCAUUCAAGACGGGUUUUUACAUUAGAUUGCGUGUUUACAGCUCUCUCCAUGCCUGCGCCAGCAAGCAGUCCAUGAUGUAGUCUAACGUGUGCUCCACUGUGUGUACCUGACUGACUGAACUGUAUUGUUCUGAUGACUGAUCCUAGACAAUAAUCUUGAAUAUGUGUGUCCUUAGCUCAUUAAGAGUACAAUGCAAUUUGGCCCGUUCCAAGGUGAGGUGUUCUAGCACUGUGAGGUCGAUGUUACCUGGGCAAAGAUGUUUUAGUAGUUCUUGCCCCUUUUCCCCUCUUAAAUCAUUCAACGGAAUGCACUGCUUAGCAAGACUGAACACGCCUUACCAGCACUGUCCCUUUACAAGUGCUAAAUGUGGCUAUACUAGUACCUAUCAUGACAUUUGUAUUGUAUGUUUGCCAAAGAAUGGUUUGCACUGUAUUGUAUGCCUCUUAGCAGUUAGUAAUUAAAAAACAAACCAAAAAAAAACCCACUUUUUUUUUUUUUUUUUUUAAAUUUACAUACACGAUUGUUGGUUCUGAGCACCUGCAAGUCUAGGGUAGUCGCUCUACAAUGCUGAAAAUGACACGUCCCAGAUCUCAAUACAACACCAUAAUUAAUGAAUUGAUUCUGAUUCAUUAACACAUUGAAGUCUGUAUUAAGAAUCAAAACCUGGCAAAAUGAGAUCACGGGCUAAUCCAACAGCCAUACGGUCUUCUGUGUGCCCUCCCUACAGCUUCUGAGCAUCUGAUGAGAUGAUGGAUGGACUCCUGGGGAAUCUCCUCCCAGACCUGGAUCUGGCAUCAAUUUGUAGGAUGCAAAACUAAGCAGGAAUUAGCCAGAAAAGCUUAGGGAGAGGGAAUUGGUCUACGGCCGCUAGCCGUUACCCGUCGUCUGUCCCAUUUGUAGAUUCUCAGUCUUCCAUGGCAAUCCGCAAAGGUUGAAUCAAGGCAACUGGACUGUUCUUGUUUGUUGAACUUUCCACCUUUAAUCCAAAGUGAAGUUCUAAAUUUUAGGUGCGGUGUCCCUCUAUUUAUGCAUCAGUGGGUUUGUUCCCACUGAUGCAGUGAUCAACAAUAGGGUGUUGUUGUUGUUCCCCGGUGUGCUUAGUGAAACGACCAAUCAGUCGUUCACUUAUCUUGUGGCAAAACAGCUCGUUAGGGUCAUUUGAAUGAGGCCGUCUUGAAAAGGAGAGCGAGAUGUCAGGACACGGUUAUAGGCGAUGCCUCAAACCUCUGUCUCGAGACGGCUUAUCUGGUUGAACUGCGACCAGAUGUGACGGGUUUUUUUCCAAAGUCAUCAUCUUGUGGCAUUUGCGUGAGUGCAUGUUUUAAUGGUUGAAAGUGGCCUUUCCGCCUGCACGACAGAGAGAGAACGUUGUGCCGCCGUCUCGAUCGUUGUGAAUUCCAUUUGAUUUAAAAACGACCCGCCGCGAUACGAUUUGCUGCCUGCUGCAACACAAUUAUCCAAUUAGUGCAAAGGUUAGUGUGGAGACCUGUAGAUGGCUUCUUUUACACCUCAUUCAAACCAGCUGCAAAAUGUGGAUGUUGUUGUCCUCGAAGGAAAGGCAAAUCACCAACACAAUGGAAGACAGACUCACAUCUGGAACGCUCUGACUAACUGUCGGUAUACUUUUUGUCAAAUCCGCCAAGAAAAAAAGAGCCACUGCACCCGAGCCUGAAGACUGGAACAGGAGGCGGAAUCACGUGGUAGUCACGUGGCUGGCUUGUCACAAGGAUUUUCUCCAAACAUAGCAUCCAAAUGCACAUUAUACCCCCUAAAGCCCUCGGAAAAAAAUUGGUUCACCCCAAGGACAAAACACGGCAACAUUCUUUCCACAAUGCAGUGAGGAGUACAACGACCUUUACGUUGGAAAGACUAAACCACUGCACAGACGCACGGCGCAGCGUGGACGGGCGGCUCCUUCAGGUCCAGAAUCGGCGGUUCAUUUGCAUCGCAAGAAAAAGGGACAUUCCUUCGAGGACAACAAUAUCCGAAUUAUAGAUGGAGAGAAAAAAAGCCCACAAAUGCGUAGGGAUGGGGGACCAGUGCCCAAAGGAAAUAGAAUUCAACACUAUGUUCAUGUUAUUUUUUAUUUUGUACCAAAGUACUUAUAAAGAGGUGCAAAGCGUUGCACCUUGGGCCGCUGGGGUUUCAAUGGCUUGCGUGUUCGGAAUUUCUCAGAAAGUCUCCAACCGCUCUCAGGCCCGGCCGCAUAUGUUGUUCAUUUUCUUGUAUGCGUUUUUGUUUCAAAGCUUCAACCUGACAAGACCAUGCUGCCCCAUUUGCUGUGAGUUGAUAGAGAUCCUGUAGUGAAAACAAGCCGCAAUUUAGCUUUCCAGUCACAGAUGAAAGCCUCCGAGCCUUCACCAGGCAGGAAAAGACAUUAUCACCCCCACAGUAAGGGACCUCCCUUUCUCAGAAUGUCUAUUCCAGUGGGAUCAAAAUGUGAUGUGCGCUUCCUCAAAGAAUGUAUUUUUUUUCCCCCCGCACUGCACGUAUUGUAAAAGUCCAGCCCCUGAAGCAAUCCAUCGUAGUUGCAGGUGAUGUUUAACAUCAAAUCUCAAAUCGGUUUAUUAGGCAGAAAGAUGGACAGACUAUUGGAGCAAGAAAUGUGUCAAUGCUCCUCUAGAGCCGAACCUUCCCACUCAUCACUUUUGGGAUUUUCAUUUGGUUUUUUUUUUUUUUUGUGAUAACCUUGCGGAAUGUAUUUCACCUUGCAGGUGGGAAGUCACGCUCAUUUCCAGAGCGAAGAGGAUGAAAGAGAGAGAAAAGUGGUGUCCCGCAGAGGCAAAAUGGUGUUUGACUCCCAGGAGUGUGGGAGAGGAAGGUCAUGAAGGUUUGAGUCCCUUGUCAAACAAGCCCACACAGUAAAGCACGUGUUUACACGAUCACAGAUGCAAAAAGCAGGCAGUCUGUUGACUUACUAUCCCUAUUUGGACUACUUAGUGGAUUAGACUAUUCAGUCUUUGAUUUUUGUAUUUUGGAGUGUCGUCAGUUUGCUCUACCCGUUUGACGUCAGGCAAGCUGUGCUUCUCAUUUGUGAAAUGAAGCACAAUGUACGGUCCUUUGUUGUUCCUUUUGCAUAUUUGCACAUCCCGGAACAAACGAAGCCUCGUGUCCCUCUACAGCUCGCUCAGCUAGUGGGAUGCGCUACCGAUAAUCGGGUCGACUUUGAGCAUUCGAGCCCUGUCCAAAAGAACCCGGCAACGUCUCUAAAAGAUUAUCUUGACCAAUUGUCCUGUGGUGUGUUCAGAGCUUUUUGUUCCCCCUCCCCGAUCCGGUCCGGGCUGCCGAUGGUAAAUGUUUCACGGGCACUAUUUCCGAUUGCAAAGUCUCGUUCAACGGCGAGGUCGGCCGAGCCACGGACUUCGGGAUUGUGAUGUGAAAAGGAAAGCGAGCCGAAGCUUGCAACUGUUGCUCAACACAAAUAAAGUUUUUCACACGGAAAAAAUAAGAAUUUGCAACCACAAUGAAGGUACCAAACAAGCUAACAGUGAUCUUAACUUCGAUGGUAUUUCUUAAUUUGUAAUAAUAAUCGUUCAGGCGGCACGGUGUGCGACUGGUUAGCACAUCUGCCUCACAGUGUUGAGGACCCAGGUUCAAAUCCGGCCUUCCUGUGUGGAGAUCGCGUGUUCUCCCCCCCCCCCCCCCCCCCGCCUGCGUUAGGGUUUUCCCCGAGCACUCCGAUUUUCUCCCACAUCCCAGAAACAUGCACGGUAGGUCAAUUGAACACUCUCAAUUGCCCAUAGGUGUGAAUGUGAGUGCGGAUGGUUGUUUGUUCAUACAGUCCCCUGAACGGCAAGGUCAAUUCCUUUUGUUUUUGUUGUGUACUGAAGACAUUUGGGUUUCAAAUCAAAAGAUGAACAUGAGACAAAUGUCAAGGAUACAUACAUAUGAAACUAUAAGUUAAAAGCGAAGUUGAUUAUUUUUGAUUGCUUUGUCUUGUUUUGUUUCACAGAUUCAAUCGACACGGACGGCCACCGGUUAGCACAUCUGCCUCACACUUCUGAGGACUCGGGUUCAAAUCCGGUUUCGCCUGGGUGGAGUUUGCACGUUCUCCCCGUGCCUGUGUGGGUUUUCUCCGGGUGCUCCGGCUUUCUCCCACAUCCCAAAAACAUGCGUGGUAGGUUGAUUGAAGACACUAAAUUGCCCGUAGGUGUGAAUGUGAGUGCGAAUGGCUGCUUGUUUCUAUGUGCCCUGCGAUUGGCUGUACCCCGCCUCUCGCCCGAAGAUAGCUGGGAUGGGCUGCGGCAGGCCCGCGCCCCGCGUGAGGAGAAGCGGAACGGAAAAUGGAUGGAUGAUUCGCUGGACCCCUGAAAUGCUUCGGCAACGUUGAACCCCGUCCUCUCUUGGCCUCUCGCCGUACAUCAAAAUGCCAAACACCUUUCACAGCUCUAUGAAAUGCCAUCGCCAAAAUUGAGCAAAUGAAAGUAAAGAAAAGAGCUGGGUUGAAAAGAAUACAUACACACAGUUGCAAAUAACUGUCGCUGAUCGACUGCGAAGACUUGCGAAGACUGGCCGAGAGCCUCGCCGGCAGAUUGAGUGAGCGGCAGACGGGCUGACUCGUCAGCGCGGUGACCUAGCGACUUGUUGCUUUGCUUGCAUUCCUUGGUGGAGAGCAGCGGGGUGCAGUCUGACCCAGCACGCUAAUCCUGGAGCUGCCAGGAGCCCUUAUCAGCUCUGCUUUGGACCGAAAGUGAGCCAACUCAUGGGAGGGGUCGGCGGGGGUGCCAAGGAAUGUAUGUUGCCAUGCACAAGCGCAAGCAUUUGGACAUGGAUGGAAAAGGAUUACGGCUCUACAAAGCAGCCACUUUAGCUCUCGAAAAAGACCAGAGUGGCUGAUGCUUUCCAUAUAGAUCUCGUUUUCUCUUUUUUCUUUUUUAAAUAUCCAACGUGCUGUCAUAUUUGAUCCUUUUUGUGUUUUGGCACAAGAAAGUUGAUGAGGAAAUCGAGGAGCUGUUCUAAAUUUGGGGGGAAACUGCUUCUUCAACAUGUCAUCUGAUUCUUUUCUGUGGACAAAAUUGGUCCUUGUUUCGUCAGCCUUUUUUUAACACGGGGCUAGAAAGCCGAGAUUUGGCACUGUACCGAAUGCGAAUGUUUGUCUGUCUAUAUGUAUGGUGUGAUUGGCUGGCAACCGGUCCCAGGUGCCCCUUGCCUUUGGCACAAAAUCAGCUAGCAUAGGCGACGGCUCAUCGACGACAAGCGCUAUACAAAAUGGAUGGAUGGAUGGAUGAUGACGACAUCUGGGCCGGUGUCGGGUGGGACGCGGCACGAAGUGUACUGCCACACGGUUUAACCGAAGCGUGAGUUUCCCCCCCGUCCGUCUCUGCAAUACCGCAUUCCCCUUCCGCACAGGCGUCGUCCUGCAUCUGUUACGGCAGCAACCUCUGACGCUAGAAUAAAUGUGGGACAAUUUGAGCUCCUAAUUAAUUCCUUGUUAGUACUAUUUAGCAGCACACACAAAAAAUUGAAAAUCUCAGCGUUACCCGUCAACAGCAGUGUAAAGGGGGUUGUAUUUGAAUGUUCCACUUUCAGAUGCUUUUGUAAAUGUUUUGCUUUUUGACCUUCAGUAGGCUAAAUACCAGAAAAAGUUACUGUCGGCUACUCCCUUUUGAAGCCGGAUGUGUUUUGGUUUUUUUCUUUCAUUCCAAUUUCUCUUCCAACUUUAGUUUUCUAAAUUAGGCAGGCAAAACAAAAAGAAUUCUUUUUGAUUCAUGACUAAACUUCACAAACGUUAACUUCACACUUAUUUGGCCACGUAAGCAUGUUGAAAGGAUGACAAGAUCCACAAGGCUUUUAUGAAUGGCAAACAGAAACAGGAAGUCAGACGGAAAUUAGUCCUAUAAUGAGGAGGGAACAAGUUUAUUUCAAGUUCUUUAACACAUUCAAUUCACAAUUCCAAUGAAGUUGGGACGUUGUGUUAAACAUCAAUCAAAAGGGAAUACGAUGAUUUGCAAAUCAUGUUCAACCCAGAUUUCAUUGAAUACACUACGAAGACAAGAUAUUGAAUGUUCAAACUGAUAAAAACUUUUUUUGUUUUUAGCAAGUAAUCAUUAACGUAGAAUUUUAUGGCUGUAACACGUUCCAAAAAAGCUGGGACAGGCUCAUGUUUACCACUGUGUUCCAUCACCUUCUCUUUGAACAACAUUCAAUAAACGUUUGGGAACUGAGGACACGAAUUGUUGAAGCUUUGUAGGUGGAAUUCUUUCCCAUUCUUGCUCGAUGUACAGCUUCAGCCGUUCAACAGUCCGGGGUCUCCGUUGUCGUAUGUUACGCUUCAUAAUGCGCCACACAUUUUCAACGGGAGACAGAUUUGGCAGGCCAGUCUAGUACCCGCACUCUUCUACUACGAAGCCACGCUGUUGUAACACGUGCAGAAUGUGGUUUGGCAUUGUCUUGCUGAAAUAAGCAGGGGCGUCCAUGAAAAAGACGUUGCUUGGAUGGCAGCAUAUGUUUCUCCAAAACCUGGAUGUACCUUUCAGCAUUAAUGGUGCCGUCACUGAUCUGUAAGUUACUCAUGCCAUUGGCACUAACACAGCCCCAUACCAUCACAGAUGCUGGCUUUUGAACUUUGCGUCCAUAACGGUCCGGAUGGUUCUUUUCCUCUUUGAGAACACAACGUCCACAAUUUCCAAAAACAAUUUGAAAUGUGGACUCGUCGGACCACAGAACACUUUUCCGCUUUGCGUCGGUCCAUCUUAGAUGAGCUCGGGCCCAGAGAGGCCGGCGACGUUUCUGGGUGUUGUUGAUAAAUGGCUUUUGCUUGGCAUAGUAGAGUUUCAGGUUGCACUUCCGGAUGUAGCGCCGAACUGCAUUUACUGACAUUGGUUUUCUGAAGUGUUCCUGAGUCCAUGGGGUGAUAUCCUUUCCACAUUGAUGUCGUUUUUUGAUGCCGUGCCGCCCGAGGGAUCGAAGGUCACGGGCAUUCAAUGUUGGUUUUCUGCCUUGCCGCUUACGUGCAGUGAUUUCUCCAGAUUCUCUGAAGCUUUUGAUGAUAUUCUGGACCGUAGAUGAUGAAAUCCGUCAAUGCCUUGCAAUUGUACGUUGAGGGACAUUGUCCUUAAACUGUUGGACUAUUUUCUCACGGACUUGUUCACAAAGAGGUGAACCUCGCCCCAUCUUUGCUUGUGAAAGACGGAGCAAUUCAGGGAAGCUCCCUUUCUAGCCAAUCAUGGCACCCACCUGUUCCCCUCUUCCUCCACUUUCUCCGUCUUUUUUGCCACCUUUUUCACCCAGCUUUUUUGGAACGCGUUGCAGCCAUAAAAUUCUAAGUUAACGAUUAUUUGCAAAAAACAAUCAAGUUGAUCAGUUUGAACAUUCAAUAUCUUGUCUUUGUAGUGUAUUCAAUGAAAUAUGCGUUGAACAUGAUUUGCAAAUCAUUGUAUUCUGUUUUGAUUGUUGUUUAACACAACGUCCCAACUUCAUUGGAAUUGGGCUUGUAUAUAAAUACUCUCUAUUGAAUAUAAACUAUGUAUUAAAAUGCAGAAAAACAGUACAAACUGGCUACGAGUGGCCACACUAGGCCUCACUCUUAAUGAGAACCUGUUUUGAACUAUGUUAGUGUAAAAAAAAAAGACAUCAGAUCGAAAACACUCGGCAACAUCUCCCCGAUACAAAAUGAACUGCGGUGAGUGGAGUUCUCGCCUAUUUGUGGUCGGGGGUUGCUUGGUUUCCCGUGGCUGAAAUGACGCAUGAAAUGCUUGUCACACAGGACGCUUGCAGCCCACAAAGAAUCCAGCUCCCCUGGAGAUAGCGCUAAAUAUUUGGUUUCGACUAUGUAAACCUCCUCUCGAAGUACCUCAUCAGGCUCUGUGUGAUUAUUUCUACUGCCAGCCAAGCUUCACGUGCGCCCCACAACAAGAAUGAAAGGACAUCGUAAACCUGUGAAACAUCUCGUCGGGGAAACCUGUGGUCGAGCCGGAAUCAAAACUUAAUAAAGCUCAGCGUUGCACACAAUUAUGACAAACAUGUGACUUCACUGCUAUCAUGUCAAAGCCAAAAGGUAAGCAGAGCUGCUUUGAGUUUUGUGUUACUCCAGUAAAAAUUAUUUGAUCAUCUUUAUGGGCGCUCACUUUCCCCCCCCCCACCCCACAAGUAAAAGCCACUUUCGACAAAAUGCGAGGCGCCUGCCCCUGGUCGGCACGAAAUCCAGAGUCGCCAGCGGACCAGCAAGAGUCGGUACGGGGAGACGUAUACGGUCACUCUCUUGCAUGAGACAAAAUCUGCGUAUUUGAACAAGACAAGGAAGAGAGUAAAGUGAAGCCAACGGGGGGAAAGAAACAAAAAAACAUAACCCUUAAUUACUUUGCAAUGUUUUUUGUUAGUUGCAGCUAAAAGAUUCCCAUUCAAAUGGGAAAUAUGAACCAUCCAUCCAUUUCCUCACGAAGGUCGCGGGCCUGCCGGAGCCCGUGCCAGCUAUCACCGGGCAGGAGGCGGGGCACACCCUGAACGGGUCGCCAGCCAAUCGCAGGGCAACAUACAAACAAACAACCAUUCACACCUACGGGCAAUUUAGAGUCGUCAAUGAACCUACCGCGCAUGUUUUUGGGAUGUGGGAGGAAGAAGACCCACGCGGGCACGGGGAGAACGUGCAAACUCCACACGGGCGGGGCCGGGGAUUGAACCCGGGUCCUCAGAACUGUGAGGCAGACGCUCUAACCGGUCAUUCACCGUGCCGCUCCUAAAUAUUAAUAAAAACAUUCGUUUUUUUUGGCCACAGUAUGAGUCAUUUUGGGUUCAUCUGCAUGUAGAUUGUAAUCUAGUCUCAAGAGGGGGGAAAAAGUUUUUUGAAAAUGUGUUUGUUGUACAAAGUUUACAUUGAAAACAAAAUUGGGCGAUCUGAUAUUGUUGGCAUGAUUAUAAGAUUAUAUUCUGA
Molecule: messenger RNA, 14933 nt
Organism: Phyllopteryx taeniolatus (common seadragon)
Lineage: Eukaryota; Metazoa; Chordata; Actinopteri; Syngnathiformes; Syngnathidae
Product: peroxidasin
Exons: 23
Coding region: 191-4624 (1477 amino acids)
Biological process (GO): response to oxidative stress
Molecular function (GO): peroxidase activity; heme binding; protein binding
Source: RefSeq, a predicted model, not a curated record